GGCUUGUAAGCAGGACACAAGCAAUGGACAUGUUUUGGAAGGUAGUGCUGAUUCAUAUUUACCAUACAAGCAAAACACAAACAAUGAACAUGUUUUGGGAUGUUGUGCUGAUUCGUGAUCUACACAAGGAGUAUUGACGCUCUUAAGGGCACAUGCUUGUACUGUGGAUAGUGUUACUGUCAGCAAAAGGCAAAAACCCAAGCUUUAAGCUUUAAUAAUGCGGUUGCCUACGAAUUGCCCUCCUACACUAGCAGAGAGGGAGAGAAUUGAGUUUGUAAGAAAUGAAAUUCAAGUGCCCAUAGCUGUCUAGUUGAGAGAGCGGAGGCAUGAAUGUAAUACUAGAUCGUUUGUGUGUGUAUGGCUCGAGAAGGGCGAGCGGGGGGGGUGGUCGAUGAAAUGAAGGAGUGAGAGGAAAUGGCGUGGAGCAUGAAGAAAGCAGGAGGAGGAAAAGAGAGGGUGAUUGCUCAAACAAGAGAGGACGCGAAGCUGGAUGCAGAGUUUGAGCAGGGGCAGUCGGUGGAAGGGCAGGAUGAGAGCAGCGAGAGGGCCAGGGUUAACACGUACCUGCAGAGGAUACAGAGGGGGAUGGAAAUUCAGCCCUUGGGCUGCCUGCUGGUGGUCGCAGAUGGGCAGGGCUUUGCACUGCUGGCCCACAGCGACAAUGCGCCCGAGAUACUCCAGUCUCAUGACCACCAGGAACAGGAAGACCAACAUCAUGUGCUAACCAUCGGUAUGGACGCCCGGACGCUCUUCAGUCCUGCAAGCGUGGCCGAGCUCGAGAAAGCUGCAGCCUCCGCUGACCUUCAGCUUGUGAAUCCUCUUUUGGUUCGCUGUGCUUCUUCUGGAUGGCCUUUCUACGCCAUUGUUCAUAGAAUAGAAGCGGGACUUGUGAUGGACCUUGAGCCGAUGACGUCUCCUGACGUGCAGAUGCCCGCGUGCCCGCCGGGCACAUCGCAAUUACAAAUGCAAUCGUAUAGGCUUGCGAGCAGGGCCAUAUCUCGGUUGCAAUGCCUGCCCGGGGGGGAUAUUGCUCUGCUCUGCCAGAUUGUUGUGCAGGAGGUGAGAGAACUGACCGGCUAUGACCGGGUCAUGGCGUAUCGCUUCCAUGACGAUGAUCAUGGCGAGGUAGUUGCAGAGAUGCUAAGACCAGAUUUGGAGCCGUAUUUGGGGCUGCAUUAUCCGGCCACCGAUAUUCCCCAGGCUUCCCGGUUUUUAUUUCUGAAGAACAGAGUGAGAAUGAUCUGUGACUGCAGGGCCCCCGCUGUGAAAGUGAGACAGGACAAGAGGGUGGUGCAGGUAUUGAGCAUUAGUGGGUCGACGUUGAGGGCUCCUGAUGGCUGCCAUGCUCAGUACAUGGCCAACAUGGGUUCCAUUGCGUCUCUAGUCAUGGCUGUCACAGUUAGCAACAGUGAGGAGGGAGGCAGGAGGUUGUGGGGGCUUGUGGUUUGCCAUCACGCAACUCCACGCUUUGUUCCAUAUCCUUUGAGGUAUGCUUGUGAAUUCUUGAUGCAAGUUUUUGGGGUUCAGCUAAACAAGGAGGUGGAGCUAGCCGCUCGCUUGAGGGAGAGACAUAUUUUACGUACUCAAACUGUGUUGUGUGAUAUGCUUCUUCGCGAUGCACCAGUUGGAAUUGUCACCAAGACGCCUAACAUUAUGGAUCUUGUGAAAUGCGAUGGCGCUGCACUUUUGUAUGGGAAACGCCUGUGGCUCUUGGGGACGACUCCCACCGAGGCUCAGAUACAGGAAAUUGGAGAUUGGCUCCUGGAGCACCACAGGGAUUCUACCGGUUUGAGUACUGAUAGCCUUGCCGAGGCAGGCUUCCCUGGCGCUGCAUCGCUAGGUGAUGCAGUUUGUGGAAUGGCUGCUGCUAGAAUCACUGCCAAAGACUUCUUAUUCUGGUUCAGGUCUCACACUGCCAAAGAAAUAAAAUGGGGGGGUGCAAAACACGAUCCAGAUGAUAAAGAUGACGGCAGGAUAAUGCACCCGCGGUCCUCAUUUAAAGCCUUUCUGGAAGUGGUUAAAAGGAGGAGCAUUCCUUGGGAGGAUGUUGAAAUGGAUGCCAUUCAUUCCCUGCAGCUAAUUUUGAGGGAUUCCUUUCAAGAAAUUGAUGACAAUGAUACCAAAGCCAUGAUAUAUGCAGGGCUAAAUGAUUUGAAGUUUCAAGGAAUGAAUGAAUUGAGUUCAGUGACAAAUGAGAUGGUGCGUUUAAUUGAAACUGCAACUGUGCCAAUUUUGGCCGUGGAUGCCGAUGGACUGAUAAAUGGGUGGAAUAUUAAGGCAGCUGAACUUACUGGGUUUUCAGUGGAUCAAGUUAUAGGAAAACCUUUAAUUGAUCUUGUUGAGGAGGAGUCAAUUGGAAUUGCCAAAAACACGCUCUUCUUGGCUUUGCAAGGGGAAGAAGAACAAAAUGUCGAAAUCAAACUGAAAACUUUUGGUGCACAGGAGGAGACAGGAUCAGUUGUUUUGAUUAUUAAUGCAUGCUCAAGCAAGGACCUGAAAGAUAAUGUGGUAGGGGUGUGUUUUAUUGCCCAAGAUGUUACACGUCAAAAAGUAGUAAUGGACAAGUUCACUCGUAUUAAAGGUGAUUACAGGGCCAUAGUUCAGAACCCCAGUCCUCUAAUACCACCAAUAUUCGGGACAGAUGAAUAUGGAUGCUGCUCUGAGUGGAAUGCUGCGAUGGAAAAGUUGUCAGGAUGGCAAAGUAAUGAGAUAAUUGGUAAAAUGCUUGUAGGAGGGGUUUUUGGUGUUCAUCCAAUUUGUUGUCAACUCAAAAGUCAGGAUGCAUUGACAAAGCUUAGUAUUGUUCUUAAUAAUGCAGUGACAGGGCAGGAGAUAGAAAAAUUUCCCUUUUCCUUUUUUGAUUGCCAUGGCAAGAAUAUAGACACUUUGCUCUCUGCAAACAAAAGAAUGGACGCAGAGGGAAGAAUAACUGGAGUAUUCUGCUUUUUGCAUGUUACUAGUCCUAGUCCAGAGCUUCAGCAAGCAUUGCAAGCUCAGCGGAGGUCAGAACAGACAGCUAUUAGUAGACUUCGGGAGCUGGCAUACAUUCGGCAGGAAAUAAGAAAUCCAAUGUAUGGAAUUAUGUUUACUCAAAAAUUGAUGGAAAGUACUACUUUGACAGAAGUACAGAAGCAAAUUGUGCAAACAAGUACACUAUGCCAACAGCAGCUGGUAAAGAUUCUUGAUGAUUUGGAUCUAGACAGCAUAGAGGACGGAUAUUUGGAACUGGACACUGUUGAGUUUACUCUGGGGACUGUAUUUGAUGCAGUCAUAAGUCAAGGGAUGAUGCUAAGCAGGGCGAAGGGCCUGCAGCUGCUAUGUGAUUCAACAGAAGAGAUCAAGACAAUUUACCUUUUUGGAGAUCAGCUGAGGCUCCAGCAAGUUUUGUCGGAGUUUUUAUUAAAUGCCUUGCAGUUCACUCCACCAGAAGGAUGGGUUGAAAUCAAGGUUAUUCCAAAUAAAAAGCAUCUGGGCACUGGUUUGCACAUUAUGCAUUUGGAAUUCAGGAUUACUCAUCCAGGACAAGGAAUUCCAGACAAAUUGAUAAAAGAAAUGUUUGAUCAUGACCAAGAUAUGUCUCGGGAGGGUUUGGGGCUGCACAUCUGUCACAAACUGGUUAAAAUAAUGAAUGGAGAAGUACAAUAUUGCAAGGAAGUAGGAAGGUCAUCCUUUAUUUUAACUCUUGAAUUACCUCCAGUGCAAAGUGAAGAGCAAUAGGAGUGUUUCAAUUAACUCAGGUAAUGCAACAUUUUUUUGUCAACCCUUUGACAAGAUUAAGCGCAAAGUCUUGUUUACUAAUUUUCUCAUUGACAUUAUGUAGUUAGAGGUCAAGUUCUUGCAUCUUAGAGCUACUAAGCAAAACUGCAAUUGCAGAGUUGCAUUGAGGGUGUUCUGUAUAACAUGUGUAUAUAGCGUAUUGGGAAAAGUUUCUCUGGCCGAUAUUUAAUUGUAUUUUAGGAGGGGAUGAAUAGAUUGGGCAUUGACUCAACAUAUUAUUUACAGACUUAAUGGUUGAUGUUCACUAACAGAGGUCAAGGUGCAUUCAUAAUGUACACAGGACUGCACUUUGAGACUCCUUUGCCCAUUUCAUCUCUUGAGAGACAUCUCACAAAAUAAAUACUCUGCUUUCUGACAUAAAAAUAUUGUAUAAUGACGAACAAUUUCAAGGCAAGACAUGUUGAACAUCAAAAUUCCUCUUAUCUUGUAAAGAGUAGCAUUUUCUCAAAUAUGCUGUAGAAGAACUAUGUUGCACAUUGCAAGGGAUCUUGGAUACAAUGAAAAAGUUACAUUAGUUUUUCAGUGAGUGCUUCAUUUCCAAUGCAGCAUUGGCUUAUACAGUGAUUCUUGUAGUGAAUUCAUUGAUCUCCUAAGUUGAUCGCAUUUCUCUAUAAGAGCAAUCAUUUCCAUGAUAAAGAGAGCUGGGUUAUAACUUA
Cryptomeria japonica (Japanese cedar) is the source of this 4433-nucleotide messenger RNA. Its product is annotated as phytochrome. Gene Ontology annotation, molecular function: protein homodimerization activity; photoreceptor activity; phosphorelay sensor kinase activity. Gene Ontology annotation, biological process: regulation of DNA-templated transcription; red, far-red light phototransduction; protein-tetrapyrrole linkage. The transcript is spliced from 4 exons. The record is from RefSeq and is a predicted model, not a curated record. Lineage: Eukaryota; Viridiplantae; Streptophyta; Pinopsida; Cupressales; Cupressaceae. The coding region runs from base 415 to 3717 and encodes 1100 amino acids.